Molecule: messenger RNA, 1062 nt
Organism: Blumeria graminis f. sp. triticale
Lineage: Eukaryota; Fungi; Ascomycota; Leotiomycetes; Helotiales; Erysiphaceae
Source: the annotation of a GenBank genome assembly
AUGCCUACCCGAUUAAAUCUUCCGCCCGUCACUCGUGUCGUCCUUUUCGUGCUUCUCUCACAGACAUUCCUAGGCUUUGCAAUCAAAUACCGGCACUGGACUCGCUCUUCACAGUUUGUUAUUGCGUGGCUUGCUCUCCUGCCUAAUGUCUCUCUCAUAUAUCCAUGGACACUACUCACCACAACAUUAUUCGAGAAAAACUUGGUCACCUUGGCUAUCAGUGCGGUUACCAUCUUCUACAGCGGAAGGUACCUGGAGAGGGCGUGGACGUCAGUGGAAUUUGCUAAAUUCCUCCUCGUCGCGUCACUAAUACCUAACGUGCUCUGCUAUGGCUUUCUCACAAUACUUUUCACACUAACCGGACAGUCGCACUGGAUGCUUAUCACCAUCAAUGGCACCAUCGGCCUACAGAUCGCUUUCUUGGUCGCCUUCUCGCAACUCAUACCUGCACAUACUGUCACUAUAUUUAAAGGCAUCAUUUGUCUCAGGGUGCCUCGGUUCCCUCUUCUUUAUAUCCUCGGCAUCUCCCUGCUGACUCUUGCGCCCGUAUUGAGCAUGGCUUCUUUCUUGCUCGUUAUAACUGGCUUCCUCACAAGCUGGACUUAUCUUCGAUUUUUCAAGCAAUCCUUCCCCGAUCUCCAGACAUCGCAAUCCUCUCUGCGUGGCGACAGCAGCGAGUCAUUUGCCCUCGUGGAAUUUUUCCCUGGCGCCCUUAAGCCUGUCAUAUCUCUCCUCUCAAACUCUAUAUACAACAUACUUGUAAAAUUACACAUAUGUCCUCCAUUCCCUACAGGCGAACAUUCCUUACCGCGUAUUGACUCACUCGCACAGCGAAAUACGCCAGGAACUGCACGUGCUGAAGCAGAACGUAGACGGGCUUUAGCACUAAAGGCAUUAGAUCAAAGGUUACACGCCGCCACAGCCAGCUAUUCUAAGCCCCAUAAUCCAGGGUCAACAGUAUCAGUCCCGAACUUUCAAUUACAAACUCAACCAAAUAUGCAGGCGCCUAUAGCCAUGCUGGGCGAGACAAACUACAACCCAGAGAGGGAAGAGGACAAAUAA